AUGCUAGCGUUUAGAAGAUCAGCCGCAAACGAAGCCAGAGAUCUUGCCACCGAGCCGUUCGAUCUUGCCACCGAGCCGUUCGAUCUUGCCAUCGCGGCGCGACCGCUUCUAGAUCCACGCAGUAUAGCUCUCGAGAGUGACAUGGCCCGUGCCACGUGUCCUUCAUCGGCAGCUGGCGGAUCGUUUCUCCCGCGCCUCGACCGGAUCCACAUAAACCGCGACGCGCAUUCCCCAGGUAUCGCCUUUCUCAGUCGCGACCGCCCCCGUCCCGCGCAGCAGCACGAGUUAGGGUCAUCCGCGUCCGCGCCGCACGGCUCUCUUCCGUUGACACUGCGGUGCUCGUGGAUGUGGGAGCAACCGAUUCAGUCAAGUCAACCGAGUCAACGGAGUCAACCGCGUCAACUGCUCGACUUGAAUCAGUCCACAGACGAACCGCCACUCUCGGUCCCCAUGCCAAAUCAGGGAGCGCAUCGUGCCGCAUCGUCACUCCCCUCCCGCCGCUCGCCAACGGCCUUGGCGCUCUCGUCGCAGCGCGCAUUCGCCCAAGACGACUGGGGGCAGGCUGUGCACUCGCCCAAGAAGCCACGUGGCAGUCCCGAGGCGAUCGGGCGGCAGGCGUUGGCUCUAGCGGUCAGCGACCGGGAGGAGGUGAUUUUCCAGAGGCGGCGCGAACAGCGGCUGCGGAUUCUGGGCGGCUUGAGACCCGCGCUCGACGAACCGGCGGCGGCUUGCGCGGCUGCCGCUGCCGGCCCCGACGGGCAAAUCCCGCUGCUAGUGCUUCGCCAGGGUCCGUUCAGUUGCCGAAUAUCAAGUCGUGCUUGUAACGCGGAAAAGGCUAGUAGUCAGGGGGGUGUGACUGAAAUGAGAGUAAAGGGAUCAAUCAGGACAGGAGGGGGCGCGGUUGAGGGGGGCGACACAACCGCCGCCGGAUUCGCACCAGGGGAGGGGGGCGAGGGAGGCGCAAACGACGGGGGCGGCGGGGUAGGAAGGCAGAGCGACGAGGAGCGCAAUGGAGCUGGCGCAUUGGCGGAGCCGCGAACUCGGGGGUUGACAUUGGCGGUGGAAUUCCGCUCGACGAUGCGCGUGGAGGUUACUAGUCCGCACGCCGCCGCGCUCGCGUCGCUCGAUGCGCCCAAGGCCCUCCCGUUUCUCGCUGCGCCAUUUGCGCCGCUUCCGGCGGGCUGGAAGCAGCAAAGGCGCGUGCGAGCGCGCUCUGCCUUUGAAAGCCGUGACCUGAUUGGCGGUGGGGCGGAAGGCUUUCCCAGCUCCCCAGGGCAGGCGGAGAUGCUUGCGGAAGGCGCGUUGCGCUCGCCCGCGCGUGCGCGGGAAGCUACGGAAUGCGGAAAGCGCGCUCAGAAACGGCGGAAUAGCAGCGAAUGGGAGCUGUACGCGAGCGGGGAAGAGGCGCGCGGGGAAUGGGGGCGCGGGGAAACGGGCGGGCCGGCGGACACCGGGCGCGGCGGAAGGAGUAGCAGGGGCGGAGAUUCGAGCGUAGAGACUCGGCGGGAUGGCAGCUCUGUGCCCAUUCUGGGCGGCACACUGGCGGUGACCUGUGGUGGCCACAUGGGCAGUGAGAGUGGAGGGGUUUUGUCUUCUUCUGGGGUGGCUGGGGGUGCUGCUGGUUUCCCUCUGUGGGUGAGAAACAGCGAGGCAGAAUCGUAUCUGCACUCUGCCGCCCAACCAGUGCUGCUUGCUGAGAGUAUGGGGGAGUCAUAA
Messenger RNA from Closterium sp. Yama58-4, 1716 nucleotides. The record is from the annotation of a GenBank genome assembly. Lineage: Eukaryota; Viridiplantae; Streptophyta; Zygnematophyceae; Desmidiales; Closteriaceae.